AGUUGUUUACUGCUGACAUAACCCGGUUGCCCCUACACUAGUUACUCAUAGCGCCGUUGCUUUUUAUUUCUCACGAGACCCUGGUGGAUCAAACAAACGCCGAUUCUUACUGGGGCGAGGAAGAGGGGAGGUUUGUUAUUAUUGUUGUUUAUGAUUUAUGACUGCUCAUCUCGACCUGCGCUGACGGCGGAGUUGACGGUGGUUUCGAUUUCUUUUCUUUUUAUAUUAUUUUCUUUUCUUUCUUUCCUUUGUUCUUUUUAUUUUUUACUAUUUUUUAUUUUGUUUUUUAGUUCCCCACACGGCGAAAGGCCUUGGAACGUGUCAAAUCAGCAGACACCGUCAGCCCCCCGUAAUAAUACGCGGCCGGCGCCAUAACACCACAUAAUAAGCGUAAUAGGAGUCGUAAUAACCCAGAAUAAUAAUGAAGAA
This is a messenger RNA of Aspergillus steynii IBT 23096, 429 nucleotides long. RefSeq lists its product as uncharacterized. The transcript has a single exon. Lineage: Eukaryota; Fungi; Ascomycota; Eurotiomycetes; Eurotiales; Aspergillaceae. The coding region runs from base 151 to 375 and encodes 74 amino acids. The record is from RefSeq and is a predicted model, not a curated record.